Ostrinia furnacalis (Asian corn borer) is the source of this 1779-nucleotide messenger RNA. RefSeq lists its product as uncharacterized. The record is from RefSeq and is a predicted model, not a curated record. NCBI's taxonomy places the organism in Eukaryota, Metazoa, Arthropoda, Insecta, Lepidoptera, Crambidae. The coding region runs from base 871 to 1710 and encodes 279 amino acids. The transcript is spliced from 2 exons.
UCGUGACAUAGCAUCAAGUGAAGAAGCUUUCUCAACUGCACAAAACGGGGACCUCACUGCAGUCUAAGCAAACCUAGGUAAGUACAAUGAUACACAUAGAUAGACUCUCCCGUAUAUUUGUAACUUAAUAUCAUCAUCAUCAAAUAAAUUGGGUGUGUCGUAACAUUAAGGUUAAUAUAAUGAACGAUUGUAAUUGGCUCCAUGGCGAUAAACGGUCAUAAUAUACGAGUACGUCCAUUAUGGUGAGAGCGGAUGACAGAAAAGUCGAGUCGCUCGCGAAUACUGUCACGUCACAGUAUUGUUUUAUUAUUAUGUACCUACAAAAAUAUUAUUUACUUACUAAGUAGAUAACAAUUCGAUUUACGCAAAAUAAACGUUUGCGGUAAAACAAUAAAACAAUGUGACGUGCAUUUUGUAAGAGUUAGACGCACGAGGAAAAUUUAAGUGACGGACAAUACAGUGAUAGAAAACACCCUCAUAAUCGAAACAGCAUUGGGUGAAAACCAGUGAAUAAAGUUAAAGUGACGAGUGAGUGCUGAAAAUAAAUCUAACGUUCGUUUCUCACGAAAUCCUACCCUGAUUACACACUAUCACAGAGGCAAAAAUGUGUAACUAUCUAUUGAUAAAACCUGCCUUUGCUUAGAAGUAAACUGAAAAAACUCCUCCUAAAGUAGAACCCACUUCCCGGACAUAUAACGGAUAAACGGACGACCGAAUAAUAACAGAUCUAAAAUUAAAAAGAUACCCGUUUGCUACCAUCCGAUGGCUGAGCUGGACGGACGUGCGUAUCUCUACCCAAAUAAAUAAACAAAGGUGACCUAACCAGGAACAUUGGCAUAAGAUCCGAAUUGCGAUCGAAGCAGGAUCAAAAUGAACAGCAGUGCUAGCGCUCCAUCAUCAGAAGACUUACUUAAUCACGAUGGAUAUCAAACAUUCAAAGUGCUUUGGCUGUGUGGGAUCGUCAUCUCCAUUCUUUGCUUCUUGAUCCAAAUCACGUUCUUCAUUUUAAUCAGAAGCAGCAGGAAGAUUGAUGAGAAGAUCCUUUGUCACAUAACUUUCACCAGGAUCGUUGCCACAGUUUUUGAAUUUUGCGUCAUGUAUGUUCAGCGGUUUUUCUUUCCCUGGCGGGAACUAACCUUUGGUAUUUACUUCACCAGCGAUUUCGCGAUCGUCUGCUGGAUGCUUGUGUUUACAAAGCACCUGUACGACAAGAUUGUUAUCGUCUUCAACACUACAAAAAUAAAACUAAUCAUUGUGACCGUUGCUGUGUGGUUAACCUCCGCAAUUUUUGGUGCUGUUGCUGUUUACCUAUUACGCUACAACACCGAUUACUUCAUAAAAUUUUGCACAUUCUUCUACGUUAUCUUAAAGCUUGUAAUACAAAUUGUUAAUUCAUUAAUUUACAUUAGAAUAUUCUACGUUGCUUUCAGGAGACGGAAUAGUAAUUCCAGUGAUUCGGAGAGUGUGGUAAAAGUUGCCUGUGUAGCAUUUCUUUUGAUUGUAACUACGUGUAUUCAAAUUAUAGUUACAGAUAUAAUUGCGAUUAUCAAAGGGACUGAAACCAAUUUUGUGUUGGUGAAAUCCUUUUGCGUGAUUAACUCUGUGCAUGUGGUGCCCUUGACAGUUAUAUUUAUAAUCAUAAUGAAAGCCAAAAUGAGGCAGACCAUCACAAAGACUGUUACAGUAAGGUUGAUGGAAUUGGUGACAUGAUGGAUUUUAGUGUAGAGAUUUACUGAAAUAAUUAGGGGAAAGUAGUACGAGUUGAUCCCCUGGGGUAAG